Molecule: messenger RNA, 1443 nt
Organism: Miscanthus lutarioriparius
Lineage: Eukaryota; Viridiplantae; Streptophyta; Magnoliopsida; Poales; Poaceae
Source: the annotation of a GenBank genome assembly
AUGGACGGGCCGAAGCGUUCGCAGCUGCGGGUGCGCCUCCGCGUCACAGCGCGCCGGCGUGGCGCCGACGGCGGCGGCGCCGGGGGCGCGGCCGGGACCGGCGGGCGGAAGCGCCGGAUGGAGGCCCCCGUCCUCAACUCCGCCGCCAAGCUGCAGCGCCGCGAGAUCGGGGGCCGCCAGCUCGCCGCGCGCGGCGGCGGCCCCGCCGCCGCCGUGCCCGAGCGUUUCCGCAACAUGCAGCUCCAGGAGGAGUUCGAUACAUAUGAUGACAAUGCUCACCUAUUUGUGAAGCUGCAGUUUCUCAAAAGAAGAUCCAAAAUUAUUGAGAUUGUUGCAGCAAAGGAUAUCAUAUUUGCCCUUGCUAAUUCCGGACUUUGUGCUGCUUUUAACCGUGUAACGAACAAGCGCAUAGCCUUCUUGAAUUUGAGCCCAGAUGAAGUGAUUCGGAGCUUGUUCUACAACAAGAACAACGAUUCCCUUAUUACUGUUUCAGUUUAUGCAUCUGACAAUUUCAGCACAUUGAAGUGCAGAACAACCCCGAUUGAGUAUAUUAGAAGGAAUCAGUUAGAUGCUGGGUUUCCCCUCUUUGAAUCAGAGUCUCUGAAAUGGCCUGGAUUUGUUGAGUUUGAUGACGUGAAUGGAAAAGUACUCACAUAUUCAGCGCAGGAUGGUAUAUAUAAGGUCUUUGACUUGAAGAACUACUCCUUCCUAUAUUCAAUACCAGAUGAAAACGUGCAGGAGAUAAAGAUCAGUCCAGGAAUCAUGCUCUUGAUAUAUGAUAGAACACCAAGUUAUGUUCCAUUGAAGAUAUUAUCAAUUGAAGAUGGAAAGCCACUGAAAUUCUUUAAGCACUUGUUGCACCGCAACAAGAAAAUUGAUUUCAUUGAGCAGUUCAAUGAGAAGCUCCUUGUCAAGCAAGAGGAUGAAAACUUCCAGAUACUUGAUGUGCGGAGUUCUGAGCUAAUUGAAGUCAGUGUCUCCAAGUUUAUGACCCCUUCAGCAUUCAUUUUUCUGUAUGAGAACAAUCUCUUCUUGACAUUCCGAAACAGAACAGUUGCUGUAUGGAAUUUCCGAGGAGAGCUUGUUACUUCAUUUGAAGACCAUUUGCUUUGGCAUCAUGAUUGUAGCACCAACAAUAUUUACAUCACUAGCGAUCAGGAUCUUAUUAUCUCGUACUGCAAAUCCGAAGCAGUGGCUGAGGAUGGUACAGUUAUUCCAGUUGGAUCCAUCAACAUGAGCGAGAUUAUGACUGGCAAGUGUAUCGCCAAGAUUACUGCCAAUGAUCCUGCCCUAAGUGCGGCCCCUCGCAGAAAUGGUCGCAACAAGCUCUGGAGCACCGUUCCAGAAGCUCUGGAGGACGUCACGGCACUGUUUUAUGACGAGGACAGGAAUGAGAUCUACACCGGCAACAGUCAUGGACUGGUUCAUGUAUGGUCUAACUAG